CGAUGAUUAUCUUUACGUAGAAAAAAAAUCAUGUCUUGAUAAUUGAUAUAGGAACUUCACUCAACUACAUGAGGUUUAAGCCCAUAUCUAAAAACCCAAAUGCAACAAACCCAUUUUCUUUCGGCCCUGCUCUUCAUAGCAUCUAUAUUUACUUCCACUCAAAAACCUAUUUCUCCUUGCCCAAAACCCUAGCCUCCCCAUUCCUCUCUGCACUCCGAUCUCGCAGAAAUGGCCGCCGCUCGUCCCCUCGUCACCGUUCAAUCCCUGGAGUCCGACAUGGCCACCGACAGUGCUGGGAUUCCUCUUCCCCAAGUCAUGAAGGCUUCUAUCAGGCCCGAUAUCGUCAAUUUCGUUCACUCCAAUAUCUCCAAAAACUCCCGUCAACCCUACGCCGUUUCCCGAAAGGCCGGCCACCAGACCUCCGCCGAGUCAUGGGGUACUGGACGUGCAGUAUCCCGUAUUCCUCGUGUUCCUGGUGGCGGAACUCACCGUGCCGGACAAGGAGCUUUCGGUAACAUGUGUCGUGGUGGACGCAUGUUCGCACCGACCAGGAUCUGGCGCCGCUGGCACAGGAAGAUCAAUGUCAACCAGAAGAGGUACGCUGUGGUUUCAGCCAUCGCUGCUUCUGCUGUGCCGUCGCUCGUGAUGGCUCGUGGUCACCGUAUUGAGUCGGUGCCUGAGCUUCCUUUGGUUGUUAGCGACUCCGCAGAGGGCGUUGAGAAGACUCAGAACGCUAUCAAGGUUUUGAAGCAGAUCGGCGCUUAUGCUGAUGCGGAGAAAGCCAAGGAUUCAGUUGGUAUUCGUCCCGGAAAGGGAAAAAUGAGGAACCGCAGGUACAUUUCUCGUAAAGGACCAUUGAUUGUGUACGGCACUGAAGGUGCCAAGCUUGUGAAGGCUUUUAGGAACAUUCCUGGAGUGGAAAUCGCGAAUGUUGAGAGGUUGAAUUUGUUGAAGCUUGCUCCUGGUGGACAUCUUGGAAGAUUCAUCAUCUGGACAAAAUCUGCUUUUGAAAAGUUGGAUUCCAUCUACGGAUCAUUUGAUAAGACAAGUGAGAAGAAGAGGGGUUAUGUUUUGCCGAGGGCAAAGAUGGAGAAUGCUGAUCUAGCUCGGAUAAUCAAUUCUGAUGAAGUUCAGUCUGUGGUUAAGCCGAUCAAGAAGGAGGUAAAGAGGGCUCCAAUGAAGAAGAACCCAUUGAAGAACUUGAAUACUAUGCUGAGGUUGAACCCCUACGCCAAGACUGCCAAGAGGAUGGCUGUGCUUGCUGAGGAACAGAGGAAGAAGGCUAAGAAGGAAAAGCUUGACGCCAAGAGGCAACCCAUUUCCAAGGAGGAAACUGCCAAAAUCAAGGCAGCUAGCAAAUCAUGGUACAAGACAAUGAUUUCAGACAGUGACUAUGCUGAGUUUGAUGUUUUCACCAAGUGGCUUGGAGUUUCACAGUAAUCCUUCUUCUUCCCUCAUAUGUGUUAGGUUUUUAAGAUAAGUUUAUAAAGAACCAUUUGUUUUGUGUUGUUUUUUUUGAUAAGAUUGGAUUUUUAUGGGUUUAAUUUUGCAACAAGUUUUGUUGUGUGAUGGAGUUAUGGUUAUGGUUGGAACUUUAAUCUUAAUCUAUGUCAUAUUUAUGUUUGGUUUACUCCUAAAUGCUGCAUUUGAACAAGAUCUUUUUAACUGGAUAGCUAUGUAUAAUCGAAAAAGCAUUUUCAAUCUAAUUUGUAAAACGUUUUGUUUUUAUGAACGAAGCCUACUUUUUUAACUAAUAAGAGGUGCACAAAGCCACUACGCUACUAUAUUGGGAUUGCUUUGGCUAAACUUUAGCUUUUAUUUUAUUUUUAAAAAAUAAACUUUAAGUUGAGAAGCUUUGGUGCGAAUAAUGCUUUUGAGUUCACCCCUUUAUAAUUGAGUGAUAAUGUG
This is a messenger RNA of Lactuca saligna, 1908 nucleotides long. NCBI's taxonomy places the organism in Eukaryota, Viridiplantae, Streptophyta, Magnoliopsida, Asterales, Asteraceae. The record is from the annotation of a GenBank genome assembly.